Messenger RNA from Lolium perenne, 330 nucleotides. Its product is annotated as ethylene-responsive transcription factor ERF011-like. Gene Ontology annotation, molecular function: DNA binding; DNA-binding transcription factor activity. The record is from RefSeq and is a predicted model, not a curated record. Lineage: Eukaryota; Viridiplantae; Streptophyta; Magnoliopsida; Poales; Poaceae. Gene Ontology annotation, biological process: regulation of DNA-templated transcription; ethylene-activated signaling pathway.
AUGCCGCCGCGCUGCCGUGGGUCGUUCGGUUUCCGCUGCGUCCGAGCGCGUCCCAACAGCAGGUUCUAUGCGGAGCUUCGCGUCGGCGGCUUCCGCCUCACCCUCGGCACCUAUGGCUCGCCGGAGCUGGCAGCGCGUUCUUACGACACGGCCGCGUGGCGAUUUCGGCGGCCACGGUGCGACUUCAAAUUCCCGGACGUCGAGUCCCUAGAGGAGGCGGAGUUCCUCGCGCCAGCGCCGUGUCUCGUCGACAACGAGGACCGUCGCCGCCACCGCCAGGCGCAAUGCCGGAUCGCCAUUGCCGAGCGUGACGUGGAGCUGAUGCGCUAG